This is a messenger RNA of Monoraphidium neglectum, 1632 nucleotides long. RefSeq lists its product as hypothetical. NCBI's taxonomy places the organism in Eukaryota, Viridiplantae, Chlorophyta, Chlorophyceae, Sphaeropleales, Selenastraceae. The record is from RefSeq and is a predicted model, not a curated record. The coding region runs from base 1 to 1632 and encodes 543 amino acids. The transcript is spliced from 6 exons.
AUGAGGCAGGAGCUGCGGGUGCGGCGCGCUCGCCACGCCAGGGCGCUUAAGGCGCGUCCAGAGCAGGUCGCGCGGCGGUGCGCCGACGCGUUUGCCGAGGAGACGCACCCGCGCGUCCCGGACGGCCGCAUCCCCGUCACCAAGGCCGCCCUCCUGAUCGCCCUAGAGGACGAGGCCGCCGCCGCCGCCGCCGCCCUCGCGCCGCUGGCCGCGCGGCCGGCCGCCGCCGCGGCGCACUUGGAUCGCAGCAGCGGCGGCGCCGCGACGUGGAGCCUGUCGCGCCUCGACGCCCUCGCGGACGACGCGCUGCGCCACUUUGCGGCGCGCCACGGCCCCAGCGCCCACCCUGCGGCGGCCCCGGCCGGCGGCCCAGACAGCCCAGACGGCCUCGACCGAACGCCGCGCGCGCCGGCACCGCCGUCGACGCAGCGGGUGCAGCCGGUGCGGGCGUGGCUGCCGGGCCCUGGUGGGGCAGGCGCCCUCCGCGACCUGGGCGCCCGGCUGCAAAGCGGCCUCGCGGCCCUGCUCAGGCCCGCCGCGCCCACGCGCGUCAACGCCAGCGGCGCCGCCGCCGCUUCAGAGGCGCUCGGCGCGGCCGCGGCGGGCAACGCGGCCGCUGGCGGGGCGCGGGGGCGGCGUGAUGGCCCACGCCCUGCAGCUGCGGUCGGCGGCGACGGCGGCAGCGGUGCGGACGCGCUUGCCCUGGUGCGGCGCUACCCCCUGGCUGCCCUGGGGUCUGUCAACGCGGUGCUGUUCCAGCAGCAGGGCUACACAGCAUGCAACCGCUGGGGGGACCCCAGCCCUGACCCUUGCAACCCCGUAAUCACCCUGCUCCUGCGCGCCCCGCCGCGACGGCCUGGCAGCGACGCCCAGCUGUCAUCAGUGCUGGAGCGCGGCGCGGGCGGCUGCGUGGCGCUGUGCAUCCUGUACUCGGCGGUGUGCGCUCGGCUGGGGCUGGAGCUGGCCGUCAGGGUGCUGGUGGACGAGGGAGGCUCACACUACUGCCUGGCCUGGCCCGCGGACGCGCCGCUGGCGGCGGCGGGGGUGGGGCGGUGCGUGGUGGACGUGUACGGGCGCGGCGCGCUGCUGACUGUGGACGAGGUGUGUGAGCUGUUUGGCGUGACCCAGGAGGACCUGCUCACCCCCUCCAGCCGCAGGCAGCUGCUGGCCGCCCUGCUGGCAGACCUCCUCGCGGCCCACUGGGCCGCCGCCUGCGGCACCGGCGCCUCCCCUGCCGCACGGCUGCCGCUGCUGCCCGCCACGGCGCUGGACGCGCGCGUGCAGCGGCUGGACGGCGCCGCGCUCGAGCGGGCGGCGGCGGCUGCGUCCAAGCGCGUGGCGCUGCUGCCCCACUGCCAGGAGGCGCGCCUGCAGCUGGGCCUGCUGCACUACUUUGGUGGCGCCUACCAGGACGCCUGGCUGGAGCUGGGGAUCCUGCUGGAGAGGGCCAGGGCGGGGGCGGACGGCGCGGAUGACACUGAGCGCGCUGCGCCUGUGGAAGGCUCGGCCCCAGGCGGGGCCGGCGGGGGCGCCACGGCGGGGCCGGCGGGCGCUGUGUUGGCGCCCGAGGUGCUGCGGGACGCGGAGCUGCUCUGGGAGAAGCUGCAGCUGGAGCUGCUGGUGGCGGCAUAA